Messenger RNA from Lagopus muta (rock ptarmigan), 6212 nucleotides. RefSeq names its product solute carrier family 6 member 17 (gene SLC6A17). The coding region runs from base 765 to 2948 and encodes 727 amino acids. The transcript has 12 exons. Gene Ontology annotation, biological process: sodium ion transmembrane transport; L-leucine transport; proline transport. Gene Ontology annotation, cellular component: plasma membrane; synaptic vesicle. Lineage: Eukaryota; Metazoa; Chordata; Aves; Galliformes; Phasianidae. The record is from RefSeq and is a predicted model, not a curated record.
ACCACGUGACGGCAGCUCCGUGUCACGCCGCUGCAGAUGAUGGAUGUCAUCCGAUCCCAAAUGAGACGUGAAGGGAGACGGAAUGCGGAGAAUCAAUGGGUUCCUACGCUCCCGACGGCGCCGAGGUUCCCCUCCUCCGGGGUUGUUGUGACUGCCUCGUGACCCACCCGCAAAACUGCCCUUUCUGUUUUGGUUUUUUGUGUUUUUUUCUGAAUCCAUUGAUAAAAAUUCGCUCUAAAUCCUUCAGUGAUACGAAAGCAGAGCUGGGGCUGCGGGAAUUGCGCCCACCUCCGGGGUGGAGCAGGUGGCAAACGGCGGCAGGGCUGCCAUAAGCACGCGUCUGCUCGCCCGUAGGGGGCCGGGGGCUGUUUGGACCACCUGGAUGCUGGGGGGGGGGUGUAAGGCAGAAGCGGAGGCAGCUCUGAUUCAUCCUCGAACGCGAACUGCUCCUGUGUCACGACGCUAAAACGAGCCUGAAUGAGGAGCGCAGCUCUGAGCAUCUCCCCCCUCCUCCCCUCCUGCAAUAAAUGCCGGCUGAGCGCCGCGGAGCUGCACGCAAACUGCUUGCUAAGCUGGGAGCCCGAGGUCCAGCGCGUCUCCCUGCGGCGUUUCCCCUCGGCCUGCUCUGCUGACCCCUGGCUGCGUGUUCCCUUCGCGCUGUGUCCUGCUGAUGACGAGGAGGUGAGCCCCGAGCAGCUCACGUGGGACGUUCCUCUUCUCCCUUCACCCCAUCCCAGCCCCUGGGGUGGCACGGAGCCGUCCCGAUGCCGAAGAACAGCAAAGUGACACAGCGGGAGCACAGCAGUGAGCAUGUCACCGAGUCAGUGGCCGACCUGCUGGCUCAUGAGGAGCCCGUGGACUACAAACGCAGCGUCCUCAACGUGACAGGGGAGGCUUGGGAUAAGCAGAAGGACGGGGAGGAGGAGCUGGAUGCAGAGAACAGGCCGGCGUGGAAUAGCAAGCUGCAGUACAUCCUGGCCCAGAUUGGCUACUCUGUGGGGCUGGGAAAUGUCUGGCGAUUCCCCUACCUGUGCCAAAAGAAUGGAGGAGGCGCCUACCUGGUCCCAUACCUGGUCCUGCUCAUCAUCAUUGGGCUCCCGCUGUUCUUCCUGGAGCUGGCAGUGGGGCAGCGGAUCCGUCGGGGCAGCAUUGGUGUCUGGAAUUACAUCUGUCCCCGCCUCGGUGGCAUCGGUUAUGCCAGCUGCCUGGUCUGCUUUUUUGUCGGUCUUUAUUACAACGUCAUCAUCGGUUGGAGCAUCUUUUACUUCUUCAAGUCCUUCCAGUACCCUCUUCCCUGGAGCGAGUGCCCCAUUGUCAAGAAUGGCUCCGUGGCCGUUGUGGAGACUGAAUGUGAGAGGAGCUCGGCCACCACCUAUUUCUGGUACCGGGAGGCCCUGGACAUCUCCAACUCCAUCUCAGAGAGUGGGGGACUCAAUUGGAAGAUGACCCUCUGCCUGCUGGUGGCCUGGAGUCUCGUUGGCUUGGCCAUGAUCAAAGGCAUCCAGUCCUCGGGGAAGGUGAUGUAUUUCAGCUCCCUCUUCCCCUACGUGGUGCUGGUUUGCUUCUUGGUGCGGGGCCUCCUGCUGCGCGGGGCGGUGGAUGGGAUCAUGCACAUGUUCACCCCCAAGCUGGAUAAGAUGCUGGACCCCCAGGUGUGGCGGGAGGCAGCCACGCAGGUGUUCUUUGCCUUGGGAUUGGGCUUUGGGGGGGUCAUCGCCUUCUCCAGCUACAACAAGCAGGACAACAACUGCCACUUCGACGCCACGCUCGUCUCCUUCAUCAACUUCUUCACGUCUGUCCUGGCCACCCUGGUUGUGUUCGCCGUGCUGGGCUUCAAGGCCAACAUCAUGAAUGAGAAAUGCGUGGUGGAGAAUGCUGAGAAGAUCUUGGGAUACCUGAACACCAACGUGCUCAGCCACGACCUCAUCCCACCCCACGUGAACUUCUCCCACUUGACAGCCAAGGACUACAACGAGAUGUACAGGGUGAUCAUGACGGUGAAAGAGGGGCACUUCAAAGAGCUGGGCUUGGACGCGUGUCUGUUGGAGGAUGAGCUGGACAAGUCAGUGCAAGGAACCGGCCUGGCCUUCAUCGCCUUCACAGAAGCCAUGACCCACUUCCCAGCCUCGCCGUUUUGGUCUGUCAUGUUCUUCUUGAUGCUGAUAAACCUGGGGCUGGGCAGCAUGAUCGGGACCAUGUCGGGCAUCACCACUCCCAUCAUCGACACCUUCAAGGUGCGGAAGGAGGUGUUCACAGUUGGCUGCUGCAUCUUCGCCUUUGUGGUGGGCCUGAUCUUCGUGCAGCGCUCUGGGAACUACUUUGUCACCAUGUUUGAUGAUUACUCAGCCACGCUGCCGCUCACCGUCGUGGUCAUCCUGGAGAACAUCGCUGUGGCCUGGAUUUACGGCACUAAGAAGUUCAUGCAGGAACUGACAGAGAUGCUGGGCUUUCGGCCCUAUCAGUUCUACUACUACACCUGGAAGUACGUCUCUCCCAUCUGCAUGGCCGUGCUCAUGACUGCCAGCAUCAUCCAGCUGGGAGUCAGCCCCCCGGGCUACAGCGCGUGGAUCAGAGAGGAGGCUGCAGAGAAGUUCCUUUUUUACCCAACCUGGGCCAUGGCUAUCCUCAUCUCCCUGAUCAUCCUGGCUUCCCUCCCUCUGCCUCUGGUCUUCAUCCUCCGGCAGUUCCACCUGGUGUCAGACGGCUCCAACACCCUCUCGGUCACCUACAAGAAGGGCCGGAUGAUGAAGGACAUCUCCAACUUGGAAGACAACGACGAGACGCGCUUCAUCCUGAGCAAGGUGCCGAGCGAGACCCCAUCCCCGAUGCCCACCCACCGUUCCUACCUGGGGCCUGGGAGCAACUCCCCUAUGGAGAUGAGCAGCGCGCCCAACGGACGCUAUGGGAGCGGGUACCUGACGGCCGGCACCCCCGAGUCUGAACUGUGAUGCUGGGCAGCUGACCACUCCCCGGGAGAGGAGAGGUCGUGGGGAGUGGAUCCUGGCUGUCCAGGCAACGGGAAAACUAUCAAAGAAGAAACCCCUCUUUAAGUUGUAACCAAAAGCAGCCGUUCCUACGAUGAUGAAGGGAUUGCGGGAGGGGCAGGACUCCUCCAACAGCCCUCAGCAAAGGGCAGGACCUGGGGCUCGCCUUAGGGAAGGGAGGAGCAAGGGAUGCUGCGAUGCUUUUCCGAGGGUUGUCCUCUCGCAGCUCCAAUCUCUCUUUUCAAGCAGCUGGUGGUUGGAAAAAGGACCUGGCGUCAGGUGGAAAGCCAGCCGUGCUUCCUCCUGCAGCCCAGCGCUCUGCCCUUCGUCUGUUGCCCUUUAGCUGGGAGGAGUCAUGGCCUUAUUCCAACGAGCACAAUUAACCGUUGAUGUUCAUAGCACAAAAGGGUGCUGCCGUUGUUGCCAUCGUUGUUGUUGUUGUAUCUCCUGUAGUUUUUCUAGCUGUGGACACACUCAGAUAACCCCAGUGUUUUGGCCAGGGUCGGCAGGGAGCGGCGUGGGGCUGAGUUAUGGUGACGUGUGGGGCUGCAGCUGGUGGCUCUUUGGAGGCUGCCCCAUCACCACCAGCACAGGGACGGGGUCUGCAGGGUGUUCCCAGGUGUGCUGGGGGUGAUGUGUGCUCUGAGAUGUCGGGAUGGCACGGGCUGUGGGCAGGCAGAUCUACUGGGCAGCACCUCCAAAAUGAGGGGUUUCAUGUGAGGUCUAGAAGGGCAGUGGGGAUGGAGCAGGGAGCGCCCUGCUGGAAUGGCCUUGAACCUACGGGAUGCUCUACUGCACCACCAUCCCUGGCGUGGUGUUCAUCUCCUCUUGCUGCUUUCUUUAGGCACGUGGAGCUGUGGGGCACCAGGUCCUACAGCAGCCCUGAUUCGGCUCUCAGGAAACUGCCCUGGGCUGUGGGAGGUGAGCUGGCUUUUGGGGAUGGCGGAUGGAAGGAUAUGUCUGAGCAGCCAGCACUGGGUCCCAGCAUCCCCGUGAGCUGCAUCCAGGCUGCUGAGCCCUCCGUGGUGCCUCUCCACGCUGCCUGGGGAGCACAUGGAUGCAAAGCCUGUGCGAGUGAGGAAGGUCGGUUGGGUUUUCCCAGUUCUGAGUUUCUCCCUCUGACACUGAAGGUCCCUGAAUCAAACACAAAGCCAAGAAUUUCUGUUGGCAGUACAGCCUGAAGCGAGCGUUCCUUCUUUUCUCCCUGUGGGCGCAGGGGAGCAGCGCCUUGUUUAUGGUCUCAGAAGCUGAGUGAGCUCCUUACUCCAGUCCUGUUGGGCUGAGAUCACAUCUGGGGGCAUUUCAAACACUUUUGCAGGCCACGUUCCUGGCUCCCAUGCCCACGAGCCCCUCUAGCCUUGCUUGCCCACCCACAGGUAGAGAGAGUUUGGGAGGUUCCCACCUGUCUAUCUCUGGUUUGGGAUGCUGUGUUUACAGCCCUUCUCAUCGUGGGCUCAGCUGGAGUGUCUUACUGGGCAAUUAGCACAGGCCCUUCGUUAGCUGUUUUUCCAGAGGGGAAACGAAGAUGGGGACCAAACCAAAGCAGCUCGCCCUGCUGAUGGCAGAGGAAGCACCAGCUCCAGGAUCAGCUGCGCUCCCACCUCUUCUCCAGCCCUCAUCCAGGUUAACCUUCCCCUCCUCCUGCCCUUGCGGAGGGACACAGAGAUGUCCCCACUGCGUCACCUCCAAGUGGGAGAAGCACAAAACCCCUUUUUCCCACCUCUCCUCCUCCCUGUGUCCCCAGUUUCCCCCAUCGCUGCCCAGUGUCACCUUCCCAGUGGCAGUGGCUGAGCCCAGGGGCUGGAUCCCCACCGCAGCUCCCAUGGAGUUGGGGAGCAGGGCACCUCACCAGGUCCCAUCUGCUGCCGUGCUGCCAUGCUCCUCGAGCCCUUGGGGGAACACUUCAGUCCCCCCAUCCCUCCCAUUGCCAGCCCCAAACUGGGCAGGGAGGCGUUUGCUUCCCACCCCUCUUAUUGCAGCACCAAGAAGAGGCAAAACCAAUAGGAAGGUAACAAGAAAGCUAUAUUAUAUAUACAUAUAUAUAUAAAAAACAGAGGAGAGGAGAGGAGAUGGAGUAAUAACCCACAGAUUCUCUAUUUCUACUGUAUAUUUAUUCUGUAAAUGUCACUGUAAAUGCUGUUCAAUGACAAAGUGGCCCGUGACCCUGUUUUCACCCCCAGUGCUGUACAGAUCAAUUCUCACUGUAUAUCGGACCGAUUUUUACCUUUUUAUUUCUCGUGUGUGGUGGGUGGCUGUGUGUCGUCCCCCCCCCUCCCCCCAACCCCAGACCCCCCAUCAAGGGGAGGUGGGGGUUAUGGGGGGGGGGGUGAGGGCGCCUUUCUUUUUAUCCGUGGAGGUUGUGUAUUUCUCGUGGUGUUUGCUCGGUGUUGGGGGGUCGCUGGAUGGGGUGGGGGGGUGUGAAGCUGUGGGUGCUCCGUGUCGUCGCUGUGUGCGUGUGUCUGUCUGUCAGUCACGCCGUGUGUGGGGUGUGCGCCUUGCUCUCGCCUUCGGGGUCACUUCUUGCUGUACUCGGUCACUUUGGGAGCCUAUGGGGGGGUUCUUCCCCCUGGUUCUCCCCCCCGUUCACCUUCCUGGGGUCGAUCCCCGGUGACUUUUAGCCUUGGCGAUCACUUUUGGUUUGUUUUCUCCCCUCAGAGGCACAGGGAAUAGCUGCUAGCUGUCAGCACAGGCACUUUCCAGUUUCCCUCUGGGCGGUUGGAGCAAGGGGGGGGUGGAUGCUGCCAAUACUCCCCCCCCUACCCCCAGCUCUCCCCUUCCUUCCCAGCCCAGAUCCUACUGCUCAGAGCAGGGCUGGAUCAGGAGCCCCACUACGGAGAAGGGCUUCCCCUCCUGCCCUCCCUGCAGCUCCCCCUGGCUCCUCCUGAGCUGCUCCCACUGCCUCCCUCAUCCCUCCACCCCAGCUCUCACCAGCAGGAGCGGGGUGUGCAGGUGCCCAGGUGGCUCUGCCAACCCCCAGGGAUGCAGCCAGGUUCAGGCAGAGCCCCUGCAGCACACGGGCUGCUCCGCUGUGGGUAAGCACAAUGCUGGCCAAGCCCUCCUGUACAGGUAAAAGCACAGAUCUGAUAGAAACUCGUCCCAUGUAUCCUCAUAGCCGGUGUAUUUACCACUCCUGCUGUGCCGGCCGGACUCCUCAGCAGGUGAGAAAAGCCCUGUAAUGGCCGUGAUGGAGUCUGAUUAAAAGUCUGUUCUUACCAAGCCUCUUCUCUG